CAGCUUUGCAGAACAACACUUCGGCAUCAUCGCGUCACUCCUGAGAAAACAAAUCCUCUCAAAGCAAAAGAGUCGAUGGGAUUUUAAUGUGAAGACUCAACAUGAAGACAGAUUUCUGUCGUUUCUAGUGUGACCUGUUCUCCGCCGAACCCGUUUCUUCGCACUGGAUGUUGAGAUGCGCACAAAGUGACAGGAGUCCUCGUAUCUUCUCGAGCUCUCACCCUUUGACAAAAACGCCAUGAAAGACGACUUUGCAGACGAGGAGGAAGUACAGUCUUUUGGAUACAAGAGGUUCGGCAUCCAGGAGGGCACGCAGUGCACAAAGUGUAAGAAUGAGUGGGCGUUGAAAACCUCCAUAGUCCUGCUCUAUGUGCUGUGUACGCUCCUCACCAUCGCUGUUGCUGUGCUUGGAUAUAAAGUUGUGCAACGAGUCGACAGUGUGUCUGAAGGUAUCGCCAACUAUGGAGGGAAGAUCACUGCUGUUGAAAGUGACUUGAAAAAGCUAGAUGAUCAAACAGGGGAGAAAUCUGAGAAUACCACCACAGAGAUCCAGACUUUUAAGAAUGACAUCUGGGCUCUUCAGAGGAAGCUGUCUGUGGUUGAAGAACGCAUCCGUAGUGAUCAAGUUCAGCUGAGCCAGCUGCAGAAUGUUGACUCAAGUAUCCAGAACAGUCAAGGGUCUAUUCAAGGACUGCUGGAAAGCAACACAGCCAGCUUAAACUUGCUAAAUGGCACCUUGCAGUCCUACAGCAGUAUUAUUGAGGGUCUACAGAAUGACACAGCCAGGUUGCAAAGGGAAAUCCAGCAGCAGGUUAAACUCCAGAACCAGGCUGGGGUCAGCUUAAGUCGCCUGAAUAUCACUCAGGUCCAGCAGACGAUCUUCAUUCCUGUUCUGCAGCGUGCAGUGGACAGCACCAUCCAGGCCAUCCAGAAAAUGCGCAAUGAUUUUCAAAGCCUUCAUCAGACAGCCCAGCAGACGCACACUGACACAGAGUGGCUAAGAAGUAAGGUGGACAACCUGCAGAUCGUGGUUAGUGAUGCGUCAGCUCAAGCAAAGGCCAACAAUGACAGUCUGUAUGAGGUUGGAUCACAGCUUGCUGUUAUGGCCAACCAGAUCCAGAACACCAGCAGUCUGUCAGAAGCUCACGACCAGACCCUGAGGGAGCUAAUGGACCAGCAGAGGGAUUUUGGUAACCUUACAUCCACGAGGUUCGACCGGCUAGAACUACGAUUGGAUGAGUCCGAGCAGAGUAUAGAUCGUGUGACAGGAAACAUCAGCUUCACCACACAACUUCUAGGAGCCAUCAACCUUAACCUGAAUGAGUUACGUACUUGUUCCGAGACCAUUGGCCGUCACUCGGACUUCUUGUUGAACCUCAACAGCAGCAUGUCAGAUGUGAGGACAGAUGCAUCCAGUCUGAAGUCUCAACAAGAGGAACUGGCAGCACGUUUGGACCAGGAGGUCACCAACCUCUCUAUUGUCAUGGAAGAGAUGAAGUUGGUGGACUCUAAACAUUCCCAACUCAUAACCAACUUCACCAUUUUACAGGGUCCCCCUGGUCCCAGGGGGCCAAGAGGGGACAAAGGACCUCAAGGACCACCAGGCCAGCAUGGUCAGAAGGGAGAGAAAGGGGACAAAGGUCUUCCAGGGAUGCAAGGAUACAGAGGAGAGCAAGGAAUUCCAGGACCUCCAGGUCUGCCAGGUUUAAAAGGUCAACCAGGCUCUCGUGGUGGCACUGGAGCCAAGGGAUCCCGAGGGUCAGGAGGCAGGGCAGGGCCUCCUGGGGCAAAAGGGGAUCCAGGAACUGCUGGUCUGCCUGGAAGAGAUGGACAGCCUGGUCCUCAGGGACCACAGGGUCCACCAGGUAAUCGAGGACCAAUGGGGGCAGCUGGUGAACAGGGACCAAGGGGACUGCCUGGACCAAUAGGACCUGCUGGACCACCGGGACCACCAGGAUUACCAGGAAUCCCUGUCCGAGCCUCAGCAAUUUCACUGGGCCCGUUGUCUCUGCAGGAUGAGGCAGUGGUUCCUACCUUGUGGGCCUCAGGUAUAGUAGCUUUUACAGGUUGCCAGCCAGAGUGGGUGAAUCACAGAGACAGAUGCUACUUUUUCUCCAAAGACUUCCAUAGUUUUGAUGAUGCAAAGGCAACUUGUAAAUCAUACUCUGCUUCACUGCUGAUCAUCAGUGACAGAGAGGAGCAGAAAUGGCUGAAGAAGGAGACCACUGGAAAAGGUUACUUCUGGAUGGGACUGACUGACAAAGACGAGGAGAGCGUUUGGCGUUGGGUUGAUGGGACUAAACCUGCUUUCACAAACUGGAAGCCUGGCCAGCCUGAUAACUGGGGCCAUGGGCAUCAAAUUGGAGAAGACUGUGCAGGGCUCAUCCAUGAAGGAUUAUGGAAUGAUUUCUUCUGUGAAGACCUCAUAAGUUACAUCUGUGAGAAGGAAACAGAAAGCUCAGAAUCCCCUGGAUUAUAGUGACAUCUCCAAGAUUAGGGUGCAGCGAGCAGCUAUAGACUUCACCCAUGUGGCACUGGUGCACUGACACGGCACAUGGACGGUCGGUACGGAGAGUGCAAAGAGACAAAAUGAGCCCGAACUGAGGGCCACAUCAGCAAUCGUGAGUCCGAUGCUGACUAGAUGCUGUUCUCCUCCAAAGUGAACCAAGUCCAAAACCACCAGAAGUGCAAUACAGCAGAGCAAUCAAAGGAUGAGCAGAGUCAGUGGGGUCUUCUUUAAAUUACCAAA
This is a messenger RNA of Thalassophryne amazonica, 2749 nucleotides long. Its product is annotated as collectin-12-like. Bases 239 to 2479 code for a protein of 746 amino acids. The transcript has 10 exons. The record is from RefSeq and is a predicted model, not a curated record. NCBI's taxonomy places the organism in Eukaryota, Metazoa, Chordata, Actinopteri, Batrachoidiformes, Batrachoididae.